ACUCGAUAAAGGAAUAAUUGUCGCAUCAGUACACACUGGAUCCCAGAGUGAAUCGCGUCAGUAAAGUGCUCAAUAUGUUGUGGAAAAGCAUUUUCGUCGUUUGCCUAGCGCUCGGUGUGCUGGCCGAAUAUCAGGUGUCUGACGACCAGAGGCAAACGAUCAAGAACGUGAUCAGCGCACAGUGCAAGAAGAAUGGUGCCGAAAAUAAAGUGGACGAAGUGGAGAAUGCUGGCAAGAAUUUCGUAGAAUGCGUGAAGGGACUUUUCGACUUCGAAACGGUCAAGAAGGAAAUUGAAGAAGCUAAGCCCAACGGUGCUCUCGAUGAGGUUUUCGGCAAGUACUGCGCUAAGUCUCCCCAGUUGAAGACAUGCAUCCACAACAUAAUUGACUCGGUUGCUCCAUGCCUGGACACCAGCGUGCGGGAACAGGUGGGCUCCAUCAACAACGCCACGGACCAGCUCAUCGACUUCAUCUGCUACAAAGACGGCGAUAGGAUUGCCUUGUUCAUUGCUGAGAACGGUCCCGAGUGUUUCCAAGAGAAGGCCGGUGAGAUUCGCGCCUGUGGAGAGAAAAUCAGGGACAGCAUACCCAACGUUGAGGCCGCCAAGAGUCUGCCGCUUGCCGAGCAAUGCGGAAAGUUUGAUGAGUUGACGACGUGUAUCGUAAAAGAGCUGGAGAAGUGCACAAACCCAACUCCUGGCAAUAUGGCGGAGUCCCUCUUCAAGUUCGUGAGGAAGGGAUCACCGUGUCAAACAGCUGUACCGAAAAACUGAUCUGCAACCAACUGUGUGCUACUGGAGUAAACUACAUCUUACGUGCCAUUUAGAUAAUCAUAUUGUAAUAAAAACAAU
Chilo suppressalis (striped riceborer) is the source of this 851-nucleotide messenger RNA. Lineage: Eukaryota; Metazoa; Arthropoda; Insecta; Lepidoptera; Crambidae. The record is from the annotation of a GenBank genome assembly.